Molecule: messenger RNA, 1616 nt
Organism: Colletotrichum godetiae
Lineage: Eukaryota; Fungi; Ascomycota; Sordariomycetes; Glomerellales; Glomerellaceae
Product: NADP-dependent oxidoreductase domain-containing protein
Exons: 4
Coding region: 211-1200 (329 amino acids)
Cellular component (GO): cytoplasm
Source: RefSeq, a predicted model, not a curated record
GGUGGUAGGUAUACCUGCAAUGACUGGCGAUGGCCGCGACGGCUUGGAUCGAAACGAAGUGUAUAUAUAUGCAGUUAAUAUACCUCUCAACGAUUUUGAACUUGGAACAUUAUCAAUCCAGCAUUUUUUACAAGAUAUCUACUUUGUACACUACAACUUAAGCACCAUACCCUAUCGAAGCUUGGUACCUCAAUCUUGAUCAUCGUCAACAUGAGCUCCACUACAGCCACCAAGACCAUUGUCGGAAAGUCCAUUGGGCCAACCGGCUACGGACUGAUGGGAUUGACCCGUCCUUGGGACCAGAUUGACUUCUCUGUUUCAACCAAACUGAUGAAGACUGCGCUCGAACAGGGUGCCAACGUUUGGAACGGGGGAAUCCACUACGGAACUCCUGACAGAAAUUCCUUGCACCUACUUAAACACUACUUCGAGCAAAACCCGCAGGAUGCCGACAAGGUCGUCCUGAGCAUCAAGGGCGCCUACGACGGCAAGACCCACAUCCCGGACUGCAGCCCGGAGGGCAUCCGGGCCUCCGUCGAAGAGGCCGUACGAGUCCUUGGUGGCUGCAAAAAGAUUGAUGUCUUCGAGUGCGCUCGAGUCGACCCCCAUGUCCCCAUCGAAACCUCCGUCCAGGCCCUCGCGGAACUCAUCAAGGAAGGUAAGAUCGGCGGCAUCGGCCUUAGCGAGGUCAGCGCCACGACCAUCCGCCGCGCGCACGCCGUGCACCCCAUCGCGGCAGUCGAGAUCGAGCUCAGUAUCUUCACGCCCGAUGCCGUAACCAACGGUGUCGCCGAGGCAUGUCACGAGCUCGGCAUCGCUCUCGUCGCCUACAGCCCCGUUAGCCGCGGCCUCCUCACCGGUGAGUUCCGCAGGCCUGAAGAUCUCCCCGCCAACGACAUGCGCCGCAUGUUGCCGCGCUUCAAAUCGGAUGCUUUCGUCCAGAACUUCAAACUUGUCGAGGCGGUGGAGAAGAUUGCCGAGCGCAAGGGUGCGACGGUCGCGCAGGUGGCCAUCACUUGGGUGCGGCGGCAGGGAGCCAUCCCGAUUCCCGGGUCGACAAAAGCGGUGCGAGUGGUGCAGAACUGCGUAGACGUGGAGCUAAGCGACGACGAUUUGAAAGAGAUUUGGGCGCUGAUUGAGAGCUUGCCUAUCGCGGGACAGCGCUAUGGCGGCAAGUUUGAGCAGUAUCUCAACCAGUGAGGGUUGGCCGUUUUCCCAUGCUUUCUGCUUGAUUUGCAAUAUACCUCGAAGUCUCUAGAGUAGCGGAAAUGCUACUAUAAUAUACCAAUGUUGCCUUAGACGAUGGUAUUCGCUUGCUGUAUUACAUACUUAAGCAAACGCCUGGAGUAACUACUUCUCACACGUUGAUUUAGCGUCCACGACAGUGUCAAAGCGCUGGUGGUAUACCAGCAGGGCUGUCCUUUGGCCAGUCGCCGAGACGGCGACGUUGGUGUUGGGAGAAAUGUGCAAGGGCCAAGUGUCUAUCUGUUAGGCACGUUCAUCCAUUGCCUACCUUAUUGUGUUCUGACGCAGAGAUAUCGCGGCGCAUGUUGCCUGCGGUCUAUCCUCGACUUUGAUUCCUCUCAGCAGAUUGAAACAAUGUGCAAGAUCUGAUG